Anopheles nili is the source of this 1418-nucleotide messenger RNA. RefSeq lists its product as uncharacterized. NCBI's taxonomy places the organism in Eukaryota, Metazoa, Arthropoda, Insecta, Diptera, Culicidae. The record is from RefSeq and is a predicted model, not a curated record. The transcript is spliced from 5 exons. The coding region runs from base 180 to 1418 and encodes 412 amino acids.
CAGAAAACGAAAACAACAAAUACCCGCGCCAGUGAAAAGCAAGGGCAGUGGCACAUAUACGCGAAGCAGGAAUACAUGAUUGGGGCUUGGUGAAUUACGCUCUUCUACCAGCGAUUGUGUGACCGGUGGAAAUUGGCGGCUCCGUGGACGGGUUUAUUGCGGCACAGCAUACAAGGACGAUGGAUCCGACGACGUUACAGGAACGUUAUCCGUUCAUCACCAAGGACUACCUGCAGGGAAUACUGCGGCGGGAGCAGUGUGAAAGUGCGAUAACGGUCGAGAGCUUCAAGGUGGUAGCGCCCCUAGCCAAGGGUGAAAACUAUUCCAGUGACAUCUUGCGGGUGACGGUGAACUACACGACCGGAAGCCACAACCACAGAACGCAAACGUACGUCGUCAAGGUGUCGUUCGCACGUGACGAAGAUGCCGACCUGCUGGAUGCGUAUGAUGUGUUUAAGCGCGAGAUCGCCGUGUACGAUGUGGUGAUGCCAAAAGUCGAGCAGUUGUUGAGCUCGAUCGGAUACAACAAGCGGUUGGCACCGGUUGCCCAUGCCAUCCACACGACGACGAUCAAGCACUUUGUGUUCGAGGAUCUUUCCCUGCAAGGCUACAAGCCAGUUGGUCGAGCGGCGGGGUUGAACUUUUGCCAGCUGCAGCUGGUGUUGGAGAAGAUCGCCAAGUUCCAUGCGGCUACCGCCGUUCUGUACACCAUCGAUGCAGAGAGCCUUGCCUCACAUCAUUACCGCAACAUCAGUGAGGAUGUGCCUCAUUUUUACCCACUCUUCCAGAACAGUGUGGUCGCGUGUGGUGAACAAGCAUCAAACUGGCCGACGACGAAGGGCCGGAUCGCGGAAAAACUGCGCGCCCUAGAAGGCACGAUCAUCGCGAAGGGUUGCCGAGUGUACACACGCAGUGAUACCGACUUUAACGUGCUCAACCAUGGUGAUUUGUGGGUGAACAAUGUGAUGUUUAAGACGGAACCGAGUGGAAAACCGCGGGACGUUAUCCUUGUUGAUUAUGCGACCGGUUUCUUCGGUUCGCCGGCCAUCGAUCUCAGCUACCUGCUCUACACGUCCGCCGCCAAUGACGUGACGGUUGAGGACUUCGAUCUGCUGCUGCAGCACUACCACGCCGAGUUGGUCGAUGCGCUGACAAAGCUGAAGUACAGCAAACGAAUGCCCACCCUGCUGGACAUACAGAUCGAGAUGCUGCGCAAGGGGCAUAACGGCGUCAUGUUUUCCACCUUCCUGAUACCGCUGCGACUACUGGAGGACACCUCCAAUGCCGAUCUGGGUGGACUACUGGGUCGAACGGAGGAGGCGAUCGCAUUCCGGAGACGCUUAUUUUCACACCCAAAGUACCAGGACCGGAUGGAGUAUUUGCUUAACUUUUACGAUCGCAAAGGAUACCUUGAUUGA